This is a messenger RNA of Chaetomium strumarium, 1168 nucleotides long. RefSeq names its product ras family-domain-containing protein. Gene Ontology annotation, molecular function: GTPase activity; GTP binding. Gene Ontology annotation, biological process: intracellular protein transport; protein targeting to vacuole. The coding region runs from base 160 to 861 and encodes 233 amino acids. Gene Ontology annotation, cellular component: endomembrane system; late endosome. NCBI's taxonomy places the organism in Eukaryota, Fungi, Ascomycota, Sordariomycetes, Sordariales, Chaetomiaceae. The transcript is spliced from 3 exons. The record is from RefSeq and is a predicted model, not a curated record.
CAUCCGGCAAACCAAGCGUCUGCCUAUCACGUCACUCCCAAGAACAGUCACACGCAACGCAACCGCUGCCCCAGUGACGAACAGAUCCCACGACCCUUCGUUUUCCGCAGUUUUGUCCUCCGUGAGAACGUGAGAAGCAUCAACGUAUAGUCACUCACAAUGGCGGAUUCGAAUACUCCGAAACCGAGCAGCAGCGUCAAGCUGGUACUGCUCGGUGAAGCUGCUGUCGGCAAGUCGUCUCUCGUCCUUCGUUUUGUCAACAACGACUUCCAAGAGAACAAGGAGCCCACAAUAGGAGCCGCCUUUUUGACACAGAAAUGCAACUUGCCCACGCGGACUAUCAAGUUUGAAAUUUGGGAUACAGCAGGUCAGGAGCGGUUUGCGUCACUAGCGCCAAUGUACUACCGAAAUGCACAAGCUGCUCUGGUGGUCUACGACUUGACGAAGCCGACAUCUCUCAUCAAGGCGAAGCACUGGGUUGCCGAGCUGCAAAGGCAGGCGUCCCCCGGGAUCGUGAUCGCACUCGUCGGAAACAAGCUGGAUCUCACAAACGACGGAGCUGGGAGCGGCGGGGACGCAGAUGGCGCGGGGUCUGAGGAUUCGGGCGACGCCAGGAAGGUCACGACCGAGGAAGCCAAGACGUAUGCGGAAGAAGAGGGGCUACUGUUCUUCGAGACAAGUGCCAAGACGGGCUACAACGUCACCGAGGUGUUUACGGCAAUUGCCAAUGCCAUUCCGGAGACAUCCCUGAAGACUGCCCGUGGCCCUGGCGUAUCACACGCGGCUGGCCGGACGGAGGAACAGAGAGUGAAUCUCAACGGCCCGCAGGAUCCGAACGCAAAGGCGGGUUGUGCAUGCUGAUGCAAGGAGAGGGUAUGGCUCGAGCGCUUAUUGAGUUCCCCGGUUUCUGUUUCUUUUACAAGGUUUAUCCGAGCGGUCGGUCAUAAUGGGCAGCCUGGGCAGGUCAACCAGGAGUACUAGUUGUUUUGGUCUUUUGUAUUUCUGAGCCUAUUUAAUAAUCUUCCCAAAGCCGCCGUCCCUGAUGCCGCAGCAACCUACGGAGGUACCUAGUACCUAGGUACCUUGUGAUGCUUGGUGGGUGUUUUUCGAACUCAGCUCUUACAUCAUCCAACAACUAACCUACUAGUAGGUUGGAAGGUGCCACCUA